AAAUCUCACGCUCUGCACGCCACCCCUUCCAAACACUUCACACUCUCUAUGGCUCUGCAUCGAUCUGUUUGCCUCCUGAACUCAGCGCUGCUGCCGCUGUUGCUGUUACUAGCUGAAGGUACUGGGGGCGCUCGAGCUUUAAGGCUUAGCCGGUGGGAUCAGAAGAUAUGGAUGCCAACUGACAAGGUUGAAGCGGAAGAGGAUGGUGAAGAAAGGGGCACGAAGUGGGCGGUUCUCGUGGCCGGUUCAUAUGGGUACGGAAAUUACAGGCACCAGGCUGAUGUGUGCCAUGCUUAUCAGUUGCUGAAAAGAGGAGGGCUGAAGGAUGAGAACAUAGUGGUGUUUAUGUACGAUGAUAUCGCCACUCAUGAUUUCAAUCCCAGGCCCGGCGUAAUAAUCAAUCAUCCGCAAGGUGAUGAUGUGUAUGCUGGUGUACCUAAGGAUUACACUGGCGAGGAUGUUACUGCACAGAAUUUAUUUGCAGUACUCCUUGGCGACAAGAGCUUAUUGAAAGGUGGAAGUGGAAAGGUUGUAGAGAGCAAACCCAACGACAGAAUCUUUCUAUACUACUCGGAUCAUGGAGGCCAGGGAGUGCUGGGGAUGCCAAAUAUGCCUUUUCUCUAUGCAAAGGAUUUUAUCGACGUUUUAAAGAUGAAGCAUGCCUCUGGAAGCUACAAAGAAAUGGUUCUAUAUGUAGAAGCAUGUGAAAGUGGGAGUAUUUUUGAAGGUCUGAUGCCUGAUGAUUUAAACAUUUAUGUCACAACUGCAUCCGGCCCGGAUGAGGAGAGCUGGGGCACCUAUUGUCCUGGUAUGGAACCCGCACCACCUCCGGAGUACAUAACUUGCUUAGGAGAUUUGUUCAGUGUUGCCUGGUUGGAAGACAGUGAGACACACAACCUAAAGAAACAAACAAUAGAGGACCAAUACCAGAGGGUUAAGGUUCGGACUUCCAAUCACAACACCUAUAGCGUUGGAUCACAUGUUAUGGUAUAUGGCAAUGAAAGCAUCAAGACAGAGCUGCUCUAUCUGUACCAAGGUUUUGAUCCGGCCACUGACAAACUCCCUCAAAACAAAUUCGACCUUGAUAUCCGCAUGGAUGUAAUUAACCAGAGAGACGCCGAUCUUCUCUUCUUGUGGCAAAGGUACAAAAGAUCAAAAGCUGAUUCGGAAAAGAAAGAAAUUCUCAAGCAGCUUACGCAGACAAUGCAGCAUAGAGUUCACUUAGACCAGAGUAUUGAACUGAUUGGGAUGCUUCUACUUGGACCAGAAAACGGUCCUCCUCUUCUCAAUGCCGUAAGACCACGCGGUUUGCCGGUUGUUGAUGACUGGGAAUGCUUGAAAUCGAUGGUGGUGGUGUUUGAGACUCGCUGCGGAUCACUGACUCAAUAUGGCAUGAAACAUAUGAGGGCUUUCGCCAAUAUAUGCAAUAAUGGAAUCUCGCUAACUGCCAUGGAGGAAGCUUGUAGAACUGCCUGCAGCAGCCAUACCAUUCUGGACCAAUGGAGCCCUACAAUCAGAGGUUAUAGUGCUUGAUAUUGUAGCAAAAAUGACCGACUUUAAGAUGUGGUGUUCAUGUACUCAACAGCAGUUUAAUGUUAUCAGCUUAUAAAGCUCAAUUUGGACCGA
This is a messenger RNA of Vitis vinifera (wine grape), 1626 nucleotides long. RefSeq names its product vacuolar-processing enzyme. Bases 49 to 1533 code for a protein of 494 amino acids. The transcript is spliced from 9 exons. NCBI's taxonomy places the organism in Eukaryota, Viridiplantae, Streptophyta, Magnoliopsida, Vitales, Vitaceae. The record is from RefSeq and is a predicted model, not a curated record. Gene Ontology annotation, molecular function: cysteine-type endopeptidase activity. Gene Ontology annotation, biological process: vacuolar protein processing.